Molecule: messenger RNA, 3827 nt
Organism: Papilio polytes (common Mormon)
Lineage: Eukaryota; Metazoa; Arthropoda; Insecta; Lepidoptera; Papilionidae
Gene: ATPCL
Product: ATP-citrate synthase
Exons: 23
Coding region: 187-3450 (1087 amino acids)
Biological process (GO): citrate metabolic process; acetyl-CoA biosynthetic process; fatty acid biosynthetic process
Cellular component (GO): cytosol
Molecular function (GO): ATP citrate synthase activity
Source: RefSeq, a predicted model, not a curated record
UCAAUUCAGUCUUCCGCCGGCAGCCGCACGGAGCGGACGUAUCGAUAAGUGAUACGAGACUCGAUCGUAUUGGAUUUCUACAUUGAUAUCGUUCGACUACAGACGUUGCUGUAAAUUGGUAACACGAGCGGCUAUAACACUGUCGACGCUGCCCACCCCACGCGAGCCGAUCCGCGGUGAUUUAAGAUGGCGUCCAAAGCCAUUUACGAAGCAACCGGCAAAGACCUUAUAACCAGGCAUAUAGGGUCUGGUACAGCAUUAGUACCAUGUCGGUUCGCUGUCUUCGAGGAGGGCACCGUCUGGGAGGACGAGAUCGGGAAGAACCCGUGGCUCACCAAAGAGUCGCUGGUAGUGAAGCCGGACCAGCUGAUCAAGCGGCGCGGCAAGCUGGGUCUAGUCGGUGUGAACAAGACAGCGGCUGACGUGCGCCGCUGGCUUGCGGACCACACUGGCAAGGAACAGCAAGUCGGUGCCGCUCUUGGAAAGUUACGACGCUUCGUCGUCGAGCCUUUUGUCAAACAUGACGCUAACGAGGAGAUGUACCUCUGCAUCCAGUCAGGUCGUCGCUCUGACACCAUUCUGUUCCAUCAUCAAGGAGGUGUUGAUGUCGGCGAUGUGGAUGCCCUGGCUCUUAGACUGGAGGUUCCAGUAGAUACGUUCCCCAGCGGAGAGGAUGUCGACACACAUCUUCUAAAGAAUGUUAAAUCAACUUCUGUCAGAAGGAUAAUAACCACUUUCAUACUAUCUCUUUACAAAGUAUACGUAGAUUUGCACUUCACGUAUAUGGAAAUCAAUCCUAUCGUGGUGACAGGCGACAGGAUAUAUUUACUAGAUCUAGCCGCUAAGCUAGACCAGACGGCGGACUUCAUCUGCGCCAAGCACUGGGGGGAGGUGGCCUUCCCUCCCCCCUUCGGCAGGGACGCCUACCCCGAGGAGGCGCAUAUCGCAGACUUGGACGCUAAGAGUGGAGCCAGCUUAAAGCUGACGGUGUUGAACAAAUCCGGGCGCGUGUGGACGAUGGUGGCGGGCGGCGGCGCGUCGGUGGCGUACAGCGACACGGUGUGCGCGCUGGGCGGCGCGGCCGAGCUCGCCAACUACGGGGAGUACUCGGGCGCGCCCACGGAGGCGCAGACCGCGGACUACGCGAGGACCAUAUUCAGCCUCAUGUGUAGGGAGAAACAUCCCGACGGCAAGGUGCUGAUCAUAGGCGGUGGCAUCGCCAACUUCACGAACGUGGCGGACACCUUCCGCGGCAUCAUCAGCGCCAUCGAGACAUACAAGGACGCGCUGCUGCAGUACAACGUCACCAUCUUUGUGCGCAGGGGUGGACCUAAUUACCAGGAGGGGCUACGGCAAAUGCGUGAAGUGGGCCAGCGCCUACGUAUACCGCUGUACGUGUUUGGACCUGAGAGCAAUAUGACAGCGAUCGUGGGCCUGGCGCUGGGACACUCGCCUAUACCGCAGGAACACCAGCUAGAUUACGCGCCUAAACAAUUACCUAAACCAAAACCUGUGCCUGCGCCUAAAUUGGAUCUACCAGUGUUGACCCCAGCGCUGUUGGACCUAGUCUGCUCGCAGGCGCCUACGCGGAUGGACCUAGGACAGCCGCUGAGUACUGCACGGCCACUCUUAACUGACAGGACUAAAGCUAUCAUCUGGGGAAUGCAGAAUAGAGCUAUACAGGGCAUGUUGGACUUUGACUAUAUCUGUAGGCGCGCGGAGCCUUCCGUUGUAGCCAUCGUGUACCCUUUCACUGUGGACCACAAACAGAAGUAUUAUUUCGGAAAUAAAGAAGUUUUUAUACCUGUUUUCUCUGAUAUGGACGUGGCGAUGCGUAAACACCAGGAAGCGACAGUACUCGUCACUUUUGCGUCUCUCCGCUCCGCUUAUGACAGCACUAUACAGGCGAUGCAGCAUCCACAAAUUAACACAAUAGUGAUAAUAGCUGAAGGCAUUCCAGAGAAUAUGACUAGAAAAUUAAUCAAAGUGGCUGACCAAAGAGGGGUGACAAUAAUAGGUCCAGCGACAGUGGGAGGCAUCAAGCCAGGAUGUUUCAAGAUCGGCAACACUGCUGGAAUGAUUGACAACAUCAUUGACAGCAAGCUGUACCGUCCUGGAAGCGUGGCGUAUGUAUCGCGAUCUGGUGGAAUGAGCAACGAGCUGAACAACAUCCUCUCCAAGGAGGCGGACGGCGUCUGCGAAGGUGUGGCCAUCGGAGGUGACAGAUACCCCGGCACCACCUUCCUUGAUCACCUCCUUAGGUUUGAAGCGGACCCCAACGUGAAGAUGCUGGUGGUGCUGGGCGAGGUGGGCGGCGUGGAGGAGUACCACAUCUGCCGCGCCAUCCGCGACAAGCUGAUUACCAAGCCCAUGGUGGCCUGGUGCAUCGGCACCUGCUCAGAUAUGUUCUCAUCAGAAGUACAGUUCGGGCACGCGGGUUCUCUCGCCGGCUCCACUUUAGAGAAGGCGGCCGCUAAGAAUGCUGCUUUAAAGACAUUCGGUGUUACUGUACCGGAUUCUUUCGAUAGUUUGGGCAAGGCGAUGCACCAGGUGUACCAGAAGCUGGUGGACCAGGGCAAGAUCAUCGUUAAGGAGGAGGUGGAACCACCUAAAGUUCCUAUGGAUUACGAUUGGGCAAGGAAGCUGGGUAUAAUCCGCAAGCCGGCGGCGUUCAUCAGCACGAUCUGCGACGAGCGCGGCCAGGAGCUGUCGUACUGCGGCGUGCCCAUCAGCCAGGUGCUGGCGCGCGGCCUCGGCGUCGGCGGCACCGUCAGCCUGCUCUGGUUCCAGCGCGAGCUGCCGCCGUGGGCGUGUCGGUUCAUCGAGCUGGUGGUCAUCGUGACCGCGGACCACGGGCCUGCGGUGUCGGGCGCUCACAACACGAUGGUGACGGCGCGCGCCGGCAAGGACCUCAUCUCCUCAGUCGUCAGCGGAAUGCUCACUAUUGGAGACAGGUUCGGUGGAGCCCUAGACCGGGCUGCGGCGGACUUCUGCGCCGCGUAUGACAAGGGACAACACCCACAGGAGUUUGUUAACGAGAAGAGGGCAAAGGGAGAACUUAUUAUGGGUAUCGGACAUAGAGUGAAGUCGAUCAACAACCCGGACUCGCGCGUGCGCGAGCUGAAGGCGUACGUGACGUCACAGUGGCCGGCGUGGCCCGUGACGCGCUACGCGCUGGACGUGGAGGCCAUCACCACGCGCAAGAAGCCCAACCUCAUCCUCAACGUCGACGGCAUCGUCGCCGCCGCCAUGGUCGACCUCUUCCGCCACUGCCAGCUCUUCACGCAAGAGGAGGGUAAUAAUUACAUCCAGAUGGGUGCUAUAAAUGCGCUGUUCGUGUUGGGGCGCACUAUCGGCCUGGUGGGGCACUACCUCGACCAGAAGCGCAUGAAGCAGCCCCUCUACCGCCACCCCUGGGACGACAUCACCUACAUGCCGCCCCACAACUAGAUCUGAUAACAAAUCCAAUAUAUAUUCAUUAUAUCGAUGGGUGAAAACUGUUUUAACCGCUAUAAAAAUAAUUCAGGGGACCCAAAGUUUUUUUUUAUAUAAAAAAACAUGAAAAAUAAUUCUGAAAAUCAUUUUUAUAUGAUUUUCAAACAGAUUCUAGAUAAAAUUACUAUAUUUGUGUACUUUAUUCAAUCUACUGACUUUUUUGGACUAUAUUUGGAUUGUUUCAAGCGUCACAAAAUAUCUCUGAUCUUAAAGAAACCUAAACGACGCAGAAUAAUUUGCUGAUUCUGAACAUAUAUAUCAUAAAUGUGAAAGUUACGAUGUAUGGAUGUUUGUUAACAUUUGUAGCCUAAACGGAUGAACGGAUCUAGAUG